GCCGGGCGUUCAGGUUACGCUUUGAAGCUACCAAACCGAAGCUAGGAGACAGUCUGUCGUCAGAUGCCAUGGUUAUGAUGCUCGUCGAUAAGCGCUUGACCCUCCCCCCCCCCCCCCCCCCCCGGCACUGUGAAAAAAGGACGGGGGGUUUGUCGAGACACAGAAGGAAGUAGACGUGGAAUAAAGGAAGAAACUUGCCCAGACAAAUAAAUGACCCCAAGGGUGUACAGUUUGGAAUUGUCUCUCAGACUGAACAGAAAACCUCAAACAGAAUCAAGCAGGAGGAAAUUACUGCUCUGUGACUGAAAACAAUCCCUAAACUUAUUGUGUUAUCUUAUAAGAUAAGUAGCAUGUUUGUUGGCUGUGUUUGAUUAUUUAUUUUUCUAAUUUAACUUGUUGUUUGGUUAAUGGUACAUUAAGACCUUUGGGGAUCAUCAUUGGCGAUGGCACUAUAUAAAAAUAAACUGAAUGGAAUUUAAUUUUAUCGAAUUUAACAGUUCUAGGUUGUCAUCAAUUUCAGUUCUCCUCAUGGAAAAAUGUUGCAGUGUCUGCUCAGAUGUAACUGAACACCAAAGUUAGCACAUGGACUGAUAACUAUGGUCUAACAAUGGGGGUCCGGUGCCCAUCCACUGAUUGGGUGGCCAGUUCCAGGAGGCACUGCAGGAAGCUCAAAUCCUGAUCGUUUGGGAGCGGUAGUGGACUGCUAUCCUGCUCACUGUCCCAUCUCCUGCUCACAGAAUGGAGUGUUGUUUAUUGAUUUCUUAGCGCCCAUGGCGGUGCGAUGAUUAUGGUGUCGGUGGGGGUUGGGGGCUUUGGGCGUGGAGCCACAGUGGAUGGGCACUCUACAUCUCACUUUACAGCACUGUCGGUGCACUUAAUGGCGAGCAGACAUGAUCUCUCGUGAGGGUGGAGCAGGAACCCCUGGGUAAUGGGUAAUUACUUCCCAAACUCGCACGACCAUAAUGCCGUCACCCCUAAGGAACUGUCUUAGGAUUGGCCUGAAUAGAGGGGGUGUGGGGUGUGCUGUAUAAUUGCUACAUAAUGAGUUUUAUGCCAAACUAGACAUUCAGUCUUCAAGUCAGUGUGUAUCAAAUAUGAUGCUGGUUAACCUCAGGAUGUUGGGAGUUUAGGUCUCCCAAAUAUGCCCAGAAAUGGAAGCUGAAAGGACCCCAACUGAGCUUCAAUUCAGUACCAGAUUUAUUUGGAGCACCAUAAAAACCACGGUGCAGGACAAUCGAUUGGUAAUCCCCGGAAAUGCUGCCAGAUGGCAAAUCAGGGUAUUCUGAGGGUACUGAAACCUCCAACAGAAUACACCAGCGCUCCCAUUACGCUUGUUAGCACCCAGUAUCAAACUGCAUUUUGGUUUAUGGUCCAUAUAGGUUGUUAAGAUAACCUAAUGGAAAGAAAAAGCCUCAUCGUUGUCUUACAGACCCAAGCAGUUGGAUGUGUACACUGUGAUAUGAUGAGAUUACUUUCUUGGGUGACCUUAGACAUGCUCCUCCCCCACCAUAAUUUGAAAAUGUAUUUAAUGUAUCCGGACUCGAUCGGCUUAUCUCUGGCUUGUUUGGGAUGCUAUCUUACUUUUGAACAAGCAUCCAUGCGUCCUGCCAGUGGAUCCAGGGGCCUGAAACCCAGAUAGCCUGCACACUGGGCUAAUUCCACGUUCUCUAAUUGCUGUUCCUGCGUAUGGAUUUCCGUUCGACAUUACGUCGGACCGUUCGUCUCUCCUGUCUCUAUCUGCCGCUUAAACGCUUUUCCAUUUGUCCUAAUUACAUCGCUGCGGACGUGGAUGCCCUGCGGAAUGGCCCACCACAUCCAUUUUGGUGGGCUCUGCACGGGCCUGGAUUUGGGAGCAUCCAGGACUGGAAACGUCCCUCCUCAGAUUCAUGGAGAGGGAGCUCUUAGUAAAUUCGGAUGUUUGUCUGAUGUGCCUUGAUAGACGUGGCCCCUGCACCCCGGCUCCACCCCCGGUGUCCCCUGCAGCAGGAUGGAUCUGGCGCCUCCUUACAGGAUGGAUCCUGACAGCCUGGAUUUGCAGCAGGUUUCAGUGUUGUCCAUCGACCAAAUCCGUACCAUCCGAGCUAACAACGACUACGUGGAUCGGCCAGCAGCUCUGGAGCUCUGCCCCCAGAUGGGUCCAACCCCUCCAGUCCGUGACGAGCGGCCCGGCUUGGUGCCACGCAGCCAGAGCCACCCCCAUCACUGCUACCCGUCCCACAUGAGCCGCUCUAGCACCGUGAGCUCAGUGUCCCGCGGCAGUGCCACCUCCGACCAGCGCCUGCUGCCCAGCCUGGCAUCCUCACACUCGGGCCUGGCGGUGCGCACCCAACCCGAUAGUGGCCUGAAGUCCCGAGAAGGCCUGGGGAAAGUGCCAUCCGUGGGCGGUGAUCUGGGCAGCCACCUCUUCAUCUGUGAGCACUGCGGCAAGUGCAAGUGUCCCGAAUGCAGCAGCCCCCGCAGGCUGCCGUCCUGCUGGGCAUGUGGCCAGCGCUGCCUGUGCUCAGCUGAAGCUGCCGUGGAGCAUGGCACAUGCCUUUGUUGCAUCAAGGGUCUCUUCUACCACUGCUCUGCUGACGACGAGGACAACUGCGCUGACCGCCCUUGCUCCUGUGGGCCUGCCCAUGCCUGUGCCCGCUGGGGUACCAUGGCGCUCCUAUCCCUCUGCCUGCCCUGCUUAUGCUGCUACCCACCCUCCAAGCUGUGCCUCGCCCUGUGCCAGCAUGGCUACGACCGGGCCACCCGACCAGGCUGCCGCUGCAGCAAUACCAACACAGUGUGCCGGAAGAUCUCUUCCUCCAACCCUACUACAUUCCCAAAGUCCCUGGAGAAGCCAGUAUGACAAGGAUGACGAACCACACUUCUAAAUCCUGUCCCCGAUAAUCCCGAUGACACCCCCAUGCAUCCCAACCCCACAUCCACUUAACGGAGGGACCAAAGCUUCUUCGUGAGACUCAAUGCUGAAACGGCCACAUCACCAACCAAGACCUGACCAAACAAGCAGACCUAGACCACAUCCACAACACCAUACUAUAUAUGUUUUUCUUUAUUUGAGUCUAUUUAUUUAUUUAUUUGUCAUCCUUUAACGCCAUAGGUGGAGCGGAUUGUGUGCCGUUGCAACAGCAGGAAUAAAUGCAAGGAAAUGCAUACAAGCUAUCGUACCCUCAGGUUUCGCGGAGGAUGAUGGGAUGGUCGCUCGUCUCACCCACUGCCUGCUGCUUCCUGCACAAGUGCGGGGAAAAAAAUGAGCAAGAAGGCAAAAUGGCGAGACGAGGCAAGCAGAUUCAGACAUAGAACCAAGUGCUCAAAGCAACUGCGUGCACUGCCAGGAUACUUGUUCCUUCUGGCAUUUUUGGGAAUCCAGACAUGGUUCACGUGCUGGAACUCGGAGACGAGCUGGUCAAAUGUGCAGGACGUUACUGGCAGGAUGCUGAAGCUUCAUGGGAUCACACUGGGAAGGUGCCUGGAUUCUGAGUACAGCUGUUCUGGGACUUUUCGUGGGGAGGGGGGGUUAGCCCCCUCAGACUGGUUCAGACACCCCCCGUCCGUACCAUCUCACUUAGGGCAGUUGGUCAUCGCGGGACAGACCAAGUUAACCAUGUGAGAUUGGACAGCAAUUAAAAUGUGUUUUUUUUUUUCUUGGGGGGGGUCACAAAGCAUUUCAGAUACUACACUGCCCGGGGACAGAGAAGACACCUGGGUGUGUGCAUGCAGCCGUCUGGCUCCUUGAGUCAAAGCUUUAUCUGUGUGGGGGGGGGGGGGGG
This is a messenger RNA of Brienomyrus brachyistius, 3761 nucleotides long. RefSeq names its product protein sprouty homolog 3. Gene Ontology annotation, biological process: negative regulation of MAP kinase activity; animal organ development; negative regulation of fibroblast growth factor receptor signaling pathway. The transcript has 2 exons. NCBI's taxonomy places the organism in Eukaryota, Metazoa, Chordata, Actinopteri, Osteoglossiformes, Mormyridae. Bases 1988 to 2839 code for a protein of 283 amino acids. Gene Ontology annotation, cellular component: membrane; cytosol. The record is from RefSeq and is a predicted model, not a curated record.